AUGAUUGACCCCACCUCCCUCCAUCCCCCGUCUAGCUGGUUUACUCAAGGAGCAGUCGAUGUCUACAGCAGCCGCUCCGUUGCCAUAGCUAAUUGCCACUUCUUUCACAAUGGACCGGUGGGUGUGGUCAAAACCGAUGAGCUCAGAGGUCAUGCAGCUGGCUUGUCUCUGGGCUACUCCAUCACAGCAGAUGAGGAAGAAAAUCUGACAGCCAUUGUUGAAAGCUGCGUCUUUUACAACAACUCAGCUCUGCUGGCUGACUCAUCAACGUCUGAAGCACUAAAUGACAGGGUUUUCCCCGGUAGAGGUGGUGGCUUGGCGGUCCUCGUCGACUCUGUCAACCACGGUUACCGUGGACGUUAUAAAUUGGCAGCUUUUUCCAACAAUUUCGCCACGGAAUUUGGAGGCGGAGCUUUUACUGAACUCUGCACCCUAUCCUCGUCCUCCAAUCACCUGAUUACAUUCCAGACAUGUGUCUUUGAUGAAAAUGGGUCCGAGACCCAUGCCGGUGGACUGGGGAUUGAGAUUUCGGGGAAUGGGAAUGGGACAGAGUCGAGUGGUGUCGUAAUCCGAGACUGCGUGUUCCGGGGCAACACUGCAGAGUGUGGUGGAGGGUCUUACCUAUUGUUUACAACAGGUGAUGACGUCAUUUUACAAUGGUCGCUAGGUUAA
Geodia barretti is the source of this 672-nucleotide messenger RNA. NCBI's taxonomy places the organism in Eukaryota, Metazoa, Porifera, Demospongiae, Tetractinellida, Geodiidae. The record is from the annotation of a GenBank genome assembly.